Molecule: messenger RNA, 500 nt
Organism: Paralichthys olivaceus (Japanese flounder)
Lineage: Eukaryota; Metazoa; Chordata; Actinopteri; Pleuronectiformes; Paralichthyidae
Source: RefSeq, a predicted model, not a curated record
AUGCGCCGCACCGUGCAGAAAAACGCCAAGUAUGUGUGUCUGGCCAGUAAGAACUGUCCUGUGGACAAGAGGAGGCGCAACCGCUGCCAGUACUGCCGCUUCCAGAAGUGUCUGAGUGUGGGCAUGGUGAAGGAAGUGGUGCGCACUGAUAGCUUGAAGGGGCGCCGAGGCCGUCUUCCUUCCAAACCAAAGAGCCCCCUGCAGACAGAAGCGUCUCCACCUUCUCCACCCCUCAGCCUGCUCUCCGCUGUGCUCAGGGCUUAUUCCCAUUGUACGCCUCGUGACUUUGACUACAGCCAGUUCAGUGCUGCCGACCCUCCCUCCUCCUCCUCAGACGCCGAGCACAUCCAGCUUUUCUACAGGCUGCUCACCAUCUCGAUGGAGACCACAAGGUGCUGGGCUGACCGGCUGCCCGGCUUCUCCGAGCUUCAGCGUGAUGAUCAGAACCUGCUCAUAGACUCUGCCUUCCUGGAGCUGUUCGUCCUGAGACUGGCUCACAG